This is a messenger RNA of Echinostoma caproni, 723 nucleotides long. The record is from the annotation of a GenBank genome assembly. NCBI's taxonomy places the organism in Eukaryota, Metazoa, Platyhelminthes, Trematoda, Plagiorchiida, Echinostomatidae.
AUGCAACGGGAUUGUUAUAUACCGGAACCGGCUGUAAGUCUUACAGUCAGUGAUUAUUUUCGACAACUUUUGCAGAGGAUACCACUGACCUCAAGUUCAGCGGAUCCCGACGUGCCGGAGGAGUUUUCCGAAGUCGUGAACAUGCUUAAGUCGGCCUCAGAUCAGCAUCUUUUUCAAUGGAAAGAAUUUCCAGUCGAACUCCCAUCUAGCAUAUUGGAUGUGUCGCAUGUUCCGUUGGCCAAUAUCUUUAGCGCACCAGAAUUUGAUGAGUGUGAGUUAUUGUCCAAGGAUUCUCACGGAAAUUCAAAACCUCUUAACCGGCAUCAAUUAAUUCAACUUCGCCGGACAGCCGAAUUCGAUGUAGAUAGUAUCAAUUUCAUUGGUAAUUCUGUUCCCAUUUCCUGUUUGGUCAAACAAAUUGAAUCAGGUGAAGUACAUACGUGGAAAAUAUCUCCGUUUUUCCUUAAGGGAACUGAUAACAUUCGGAAAACACUACUCGAAGACCUACAGGCCGCCCUGGCUGAGCUCGUAAUACAUGCACAUGAUCGUGUGGUGAGCAAACAGUUCAGUAUGGCAGGCGCACUCCGUGUUGCUUAUCGGGAUUGUUUCAUUCGAUUUGUGGGUGAGCUCAAACGUACACUUUUAUUCGAUAUUACGGGCUAUAGUGAUAAUCUAACAGUUAGUCUGCCACAUUUAUGGUUACGUUUUUUGACUAUGAUGUAA